This is a messenger RNA of Fragaria vesca subsp. vesca, 1737 nucleotides long. RefSeq names its product nitrate transporter 1.7-like. The coding region runs from base 1 to 1737 and encodes 578 amino acids. NCBI's taxonomy places the organism in Eukaryota, Viridiplantae, Streptophyta, Magnoliopsida, Rosales, Rosaceae. The record is from RefSeq and is a predicted model, not a curated record. Gene Ontology annotation, biological process: transmembrane transport. Gene Ontology annotation, molecular function: transmembrane transporter activity. The transcript has 4 exons. Gene Ontology annotation, cellular component: plasma membrane.
AUGGUGUGGAAGAGAACAAGAAGCCCUCAUUUCCUCUCCAACUUCUUCUGCUGCUGCUGCUGCAGAUCAAAACGCACAGCUCAUUCUUCUUCUUCAUCUUCAGAGGCAUCACUGCUGUUACAGAAGGAGGAAGACGAUGUGGUAAUUACAAAACCCGGCUGGAAAGCCAUGCCUUACAUUUUGGGGAACGAAGCAGUUGAGAAGAUGGCAACUUAUGGGCUCACAACGAACUUGAUGGUGUAUUUGGUGAGGGAGUAUCACAUGGAUCAGGUUUUUGCUGCAAAUCUUCUAUCUAUGUGGAUCUGUGCCCUAUGUUUGUUCACUGUUCUUGGUGCUUCUCUUGCUGAUACCUACCUUGGCAAAUUCCGAACGAUUCUUUUCGCUUCCUUUGCAAGUCUUUUGGGCAUGACGACAAUAACUGUGACAGCCUCUGUGCCGCAACUGAGACCUCCCCCUUGCGAUCUUGGUCAGCAUUGCAUCUCCAGCACGAAAAUCCAGUUGUGGAUUUUGAUAAUGGGUCUAAGCUGGUUAGGCAUAGGCAGUGCUGGGAUUAGGCCAUGUAGCCUUCCAUUUGGACUUGAUCAGUUUGAUACUUCAACUGUGGAAGGAAGACUAGCAACCCAUAGCUUCUUAAAUUGGUAUUAUACCUCAGGUACAUUGGUUGUACUGAUCAAUCAAGUCUUCCUGGUGUACAUUCAAGACUCUGUGAGUUGGGCUCUGGGAUUUGGCAUACCUACCCUGCUCAUGAUGUUAUGUGCAAUUCCUUUAUUUUUGGUUGGAUCAAACAUUUACGUGUGUGUGAAGCCAGGAGGUAGCAUAUUCUUAAGCUUCGCGCAAGUUCUUGUUGCGGCAUACAAGAAGCGCCAUCUUAAGGUUCUAAAUGAUGAAAGGGUACAGGGGGUUCUGUUUGAUGGUUCAUUGGAUGGGAAUGCAGUAGUGUCGAAGCUUCCUCUAUCUACUCAAUCUAGCUUCUUGAAGAAAGCGGCCCUAGUGGUGGAUAAUGACCUUAAAGAUGGAUUAUCUGUAAAUGCAUGGAGGCUUUGCACCAUUCAACAAGUUGAAGAUGUAAUGUAUGUGAAAAAAACUCUCCCAAUAUGGGCAUCUGGUGGCAUCUUCUUGCUCGCUUUCGUACAAGAAGGUACAUUUAUGGUAUCACAGGCCCUAAAAAUGGAUCGUCAUAUCGGAACCAAACUCCAAAUGCCAGCAGGUGCGAUCAAAAUGAUGUCAUUGAGCAUUAUAAUUAUAUGGCUCCCAUUGUACGACCGCGUCAUACAACCAGCCCUGAAAAGGAUCACUAAAUCUGAAGAUGGGAUCCCAACUCUGAAAAAGAUAGGAAUCGGGUACAUCUUCUCAAUUCUAUGCAUGUUGGUGGCUGGACUAGUUGAGCAACAGAGAAGAACUCUGGCUACAUUACAUGGUGAAUCACCAAAUGGGGUUGCACCAAUAUCCGUUUUCUGGCUGUUUCCUCAGCUUGUGCUACUGGGGCUUAGUGAGGUGUUUGGGGCUCUUGGACACAUCGAGUUUUACAACAAGGAGUUUCCUGAGAAGAUGAAGAGUAUUGGGAACUCUCUGAUCUAUCUUUGCAUGGCCGGUGCGACUUAUUUGAGCAGUUUGGUGGUCACUAUUGUGCAUAGUUUUACCGGAAAGCAUGGCCAACCCAACUGGUUGGAUAAUGAUAUCAAUGCCGGCAGUUAUAAGGUUGGUCUAAAGACAGGGGAGAUCGUCCCGGAUGUGUAA